AUGUCCGAGGAAGCUGAUUUCGAAAUCGACUUCUACGGGGACGAGGGCAACGAUCAGCAGGAUCAAGGCCAGAAGAAGUCAGAGCACCAAAACGAUGAAGGGCAAACGGGGCACCACGACAAUAGCCAUCACCACGACGGCCACAGAGGUGGCAAUCAUGGCGGAGAUGACACGAUGGAAGAUGAGAAUGGCCACAGCUACGAGGAACAAACUUCGCAGCAAGGAACGAAGCGCAAGCAAGAUGACGACAACAAGGUAGUUGACACGACGGCAACGACUGCCCUGAUGAUUUCCGAACUGAAUUGGUGGAUCACCGACGACGACAUUCGAGGAUGGUCACGCGCCGCCGAGGUCGAACACGACCUAAAGGAUCUCACCUUUAGUGAGCAUAAGAUCAACGGCAAGAGCAAGGGACAAGCGUACGUCGAGUUCAACACUCGCCAAGGAGCCACUGCAACCAAGCACCACGUGGAUAAGUUGAGCUCAGAAGAUACACAAGGUGGUGUGCACAAGAAGAUUACUGUUAUGUACUGGAACUCUAGUGCCAACCCCUUCAAGACGCUACCAAAAGACGCACCGGCUAGAGGCAAGGAUCAGCAGUCAAGAGGACCGACGGGUGCGUAUAACAACGACCGCGGCGGCUACAGCGGCAACUACCGCGGGCGCGGCAACUUCAAUAACCGUGGCAACAUGGGACAAAACAACUACAACCGCAACUAUAACAAUAUGGGCUACAGCAACAUGGGCGGCGGUGGCUACAACGCCAACCCCAUGGCAGGAGGCAACUUCAACAACUUUAACCGUGGCGGUAUGAUGAGCGGUAUGCGCGGCGGUAUGCGCGGUGGUCGCGGGGGGAACAUGAUGGGCAUGAACCCCGGCAUGAAUGGCAUGAACCCCAUGGGUAUGCCCAUGGGGAUGAUGGGCGGCAUGGGAAAUAUGGGUAACAUGGGAAUGGGGAUGAUGAAUCCCGGCAUGCAAGGUAUGAAUAACCAGUCCUUCGGACCUUCCAACCGCACAGUAGAGGCACUCCACUCCUGCCUCCUCGCACAGCAAAGCACCAUCAACCAUACUUGGUGCGGUCAAGUGGCCGGUACGAAUGUCCACCCAGCAAGUGGGACAUACCCUAUGGGUUCUCUCACGAUGCACUCUCGCGUGCGUUCGCACAAAGGCGCCGCACUAUGGCCUCAUUCUAUGCAGCAACAACAGCAGCGAAGAGGGGUGGCUCAAUCGAAUCGCAACGCACAGCACUCACAUUCCCGUCAAGACACUUACCAAUCAAGAAUCAACUCCGCUAACAGCUCGUACCAAGGCAUGAACCCAGGCUUCAACCCUGGCAACUUCAACUUUGGACAAAACCAGAGUGGUGGUGGCAGCGGCGACUGGGGUAAUCCUCACGGCGCCAAGCGACCACGGCCGGAAUAA
Molecule: messenger RNA, 1422 nt
Organism: Cordyceps fumosorosea ARSEF 2679
Lineage: Eukaryota; Fungi; Ascomycota; Sordariomycetes; Hypocreales; Cordycipitaceae
Product: RRM domain protein
Exons: 2
Coding region: 1-1422 (473 amino acids)
Biological process (GO): mRNA alternative polyadenylation
Cellular component (GO): mRNA cleavage and polyadenylation specificity factor complex
Molecular function (GO): mRNA binding
Source: RefSeq, a predicted model, not a curated record